CAGACUUCCAGCUCCGACCCCGUUAGAGAUAUUUCUGUCUCUCUCUCACACACUCGCACACACAUGCGCGAUUGUGCGCGCACACGAUCUUUCCUGCCCCUCAUCUCUGAAAUUUAUUUACACAAUUCGGUAAAAUCAAAGAAACUCCUCAGAGUUUUCCCCAGAUCAUUAUAUAAAAGCAUUUUAGCACUAUAAAACAGAAGGCUGGACAGAUUCAGACAUCACUGGGUGUUUUCCUCCCUACACACGGAGCCAUAGCUUCCACUCGUGAACGCGCAUUGCGAGGGCUCGGGGGCGGGGCUCGCUGUUCUCCAAUCCGAUUAGUGCUUUGGGUCGGAGGAGCGCUGCGAUUGGUGGCAGCGGGUGAUUUGAAAACAUUUGUGUCGUUAGAAGAGACGAAGAAGAAGAGUCGGACCUGCGGAGUUUAUUUAGAUAAUAAUGUUAAAAACUAAGGUUUAAAUAAGUUGUCGGGUUACGGACUGAGGAGGAGAAAAAUAAACAAUGGAUAUUAACAGUUAUUUACAGCAAUUUGAAGCCACCGUGAGCAGUUAUGUUGGAGAAGAUCCUCUUGAUCCAUGGGAUAAGUUUGUGGAGUUUCUGGAGUGCAGGCUGGCAGCAGAGGAGAGGAGUAAUCUGUGUGUGGUGCUGGAGAGGUUGGUUCAGACGUUUCUGCAGGAUAAACGCUACCGCAAUGACCCCAGAUACAUCAACCACUGCAUCAAAUGUGCGGGGUAUUACGGAGAGCCCAUAAAGCUGUACAGUUAUGUGCACAGUCUGGGUGUGGGGGCUCGGGCAGCAGGGCUGUACGUGGCCUGGGCUCAGCAGUUCGAGAGUAAAGGUCUGUUCACUCAGGCUGAGCAGGUCUACCAGAGAGCCAUCGAGAACCAGGCGGAACCCAUGGACACGAUCCAGGAGCAGUACAGGCUGUUCCAGAGUAGAAUGGGUAAAAGCCAAGCAGCCUCAGAUCAUGUGAGAAAUCCUCUGCAAAAUUCCCAGCUGAUGAAUCAGAAUCCACGCCACAGGGAGACGCUCCAGCCACACUGUAAGGAGCCUGACAACUCCCCACUCCCGGCAGACCGAACUAUUCGCAUAAUCUCUCGUUCUGAGAAUAAUCCAAUGCCCCGGAGCAGCAGCAGUGUGGAGAGUGUGCCGAUGUAUUGCGUGAAGGAGCUGGAGUGUGAAGGUUCUGAACUUUCCUUUGAGGAGCUCAGAGCGCGGCGGUACUUUAGCAAACGCCAACAGCUGGAGCUGCUGAGAAAACAGGAGGAAGUGAUAUGGAAGCAUGAGGAGGAAGAGGAGGAGGUGAUAAGGAUGAAGAAGCUGCUGGAAGAGCUGAACAGCAAACUGAGCACUGAACAACAGGAGACCAAACACACAUUCCUGCAGCAGGAGCUGAAUGAAUCGUGCAGCCCAUUGGACCGGUCAGUAAGACCACCUCUGACCCCAGCCAUGGCUGAAGCUGCAGCUCCAACAUCAGUGACAAAGGAACAGGCUGCCUGUUCAGACAUGCAUAGAUUACAGCAUGCACCAGAGCGCCCUCUGCUUAACGGGAGGAAGUCUGAGUCCCACUUGCUGUGGCAGAGCACAAGGGUUCCAGCUUCCAGACUGAGCCUGUCUCUGAGCGCAGCUUCACAACUUGCACACAGCAGUGCACUCAGUGCAGCUGUGAAUAGGCCAUUGGACCUGGACACACAGGCUCCAGUUCCACUACAGCUGCAAGACCAGAGAACCGCAAGCGUGUGUGAGAGCCAGGCUGAGCGUUCGCUUCUAGAAAGUUGCUCUCAGAGGCUGGCAGUGUUUGAAAGAGACAGAUCUGAAAAAACAGAGAUGGAUGGAGGAGAUGCUAAUGCAGACACAUCUCACGGAGGCUUUAAUCAUUCUCAUGUCACUCCUAACACAUCUCUGGGUCUGAUUUCGGCGACUCCUUCACGUGCACUCCCCUCUCCCACUGUCAACACUCGGGAGGCUCUGGACGUGAUCAUGGACAUGUUCCAGGCUCCAACGCUGCUGCAGGACUCCGUCUUCAAUACUACCAGCCAGGUGGCUGAUGACAGCUUUGAGAAAAACUGCAGAGUAAACGGUUUUGCCCCAUCUGUAGCGAAUCCACCCUCCUCAAUGUCGUUCAGGAUAUACCAGGAUGAAAAUGUGAAGAUUGGAAGUGAGGAACAACAGGUGGAGAAGAGCAAACCAGCAGCUCGAGCCCUGAUGGAGAUUCCGGUCUCCAAACCCAAUGUCACUCCUGUAGGUCCGGAGUCUCUGACAGACGAGAGUGCGAUGUGGGGUCCUCAAUAUGCCUCCAUAACUGCCUGUCCAAAUCAUACUCGUGAUUUUGCCAUGGCUGCCCACCUGGUAUCCACCCCCCUCCACCCCACUGCCCCGUACACCUGGGACACAGAGCUCAAUCAGGUAGAAAACACUGCCAGAGGAUUUAGUGGGACAGAGGAAAACCUGUAUCAGCGCCAGCCAGCCAAACUGAGUCCAAUCCUGGAGCAGAGUCCUUCUGAUGAGAAGCCGUCUGAAGUUCCUGAGUGCAGUCUGAGGGCUCAGGGCACCAUCGUAGGAGAGGGAGUGAGUCUUCCUCAGCAGAACCAGACGCUGACCCACGACCAGACCAGCUGCAGCAUCGGCAGGCAGACGCUGGUCCCCCUGGCUUUACAUGAUCACACUGCCGAGGCCAGCAGAGCCCUCAACUCCAGCACUAAACCUAGCUGGAGUGUCUACCAGAGCCCAGAGAGAACCAGCCAGACAGGUUCUAACACAGAACCUGUGUCCAACAGCAUGCUGUCUGUGAAACAGCAAAUACCUCACCAGCUCAAUUCAUCUAAUCUACAGCUUAAUUCCAGCUCUAGCAUCAAACCCAGCUGGAGCAUCUACCAGAGCCCAGAGAAAACCAGCCAUACGGGCUCGAACAGAGGGCUCAACUCAAGCAGCAUGCUGUCUGUAAGAGAGCCUCAACCGAUCCAAUCCAAUGCAAAUGGCCUACAGAUGAACUCUCUAUCUUGCUCCCUUGCUGAGGCCAGCAAUGCCCUCAACUCCAGUGCCAAACCUAACUGGAGCAUCUACCAGAGCCCAGAGAAAACCAGCCAGACAGAUUGUAACACAGAACCGACCUCUAACAGCAUACUGUCGGUAAAGCAGUACCAAGCAGACCAGUUCAAUUUACCUAGCAUGCAGGCUAACUCCAGCUCCAGCACUAAACCCAGCUGGACCAUCUACCAAAGCCCAGAGAAAUCCCACCAGGCUAGUUUUUGUGCGGAACCCAAACAACACUCAAACAGCAUGCACUUGGCAGUGGGAGAACCCAAACAGGACCAGUUCAGCUCAACUGGCUUGCAGGUUAAUCCAGACAGAACCAUGAACUCCACCACCCAAAGCCCAGAGAGAACCCAAAAGACUCAAUUUAGUGGGGACCUCCACUCAACCAGCAUGCAUUUAGUGGCAGAACCCAAACAAGACCAGCUUAACUCAACUGCCAUUCAGCUGAACUCCAGCUGCAGCACCAAACCCAGCUGGAGUAUUUACCAGAGCCCAGAGAGAACCAGUCAAAUGGGUCACAGCAGGGAGUUCAAGGCAGACCAGCAGGUUAACUCAAACCAAGGGUUCAACUCUUCUAGCCUGCAUUUAAUGGGAGAGCUAAAACCAGACCAACUCAAUUCCUCCAUCAAUAUGUGUUCUGGUCAGGGUGAGGCUGAUAUUCUCUUGCCCAAGAAGUCUUUUCACCGGCGAAAAUCCGAAAAACAGCUGAACUUCGAGAGCCUUCAGGUGAGCCGACCUGUAUCACACCAGUCCUGCACGCUGCCAGAGAGCCCAAAACCACAGCCCAGAAUAAUCCAGGAUGUUCCCAUGAGUCCAGACCCAAUCCCAGGGUCCGACUGGCUUCAGAUGGACAGUCCAGUCCCGCUCUCUGAACCCAACCUGGAUGUGAUGGUCAGGUCAAUGAACAGAUCCCAGACAAUUCACAGAGAAACCCCCGGAGCUCCUGCUUCCAGGUCCAAACUCAGCUGGAGCGUGAACCAGACCCCAGGGAGGCCAUCUGAACUACAGUACGUCCCGCAGAGUCCUGAGCCCAUGGAGGAAUCAGAUCCGCAUCAGUUAUCAAAGCUGGAAGAGUCUGGACUUCUGCUCUCCAAGAGAUCCUUUAACAGGCGCAAAUCGGAUAAGAGGGUAUUGGAGAAAUCCCUCUUGUCGAGUCAGAGGCAGUCCUCCAACCAAAACCAGGAUGUUCCAAUGAGUCCGGAACCAAUUUCGGGGCUGAACUGGCUCUGUCCAGAGAGUCCAGCCCGUGUGACUGAGUCUGAUCUGGACGUCAUGAUGACACCUCAGCAAAAAUCUAAAUCAGUGGAUGCUUCUGCCCAGCUGCUGCAGUGUGAUGUUCCAAUGAGCCCCCUGCAGGCUUCCAUACCUGAUUACACUCCCUCAGUGUUGGUGUCUGACCCGUGGGAUGAGGACCUGAUAGAUUCUUUACUCUCCAGCCUGAAGACGCCCCUCACCUCAUACCCGAACCUCAGCCUCUGCACUCGAGGCCUGCCCACACUCACCCCCAAGAUGUCCGUACAGAUGGGUGAGGACUCUCUGCGGGUGGACUUUGUGUUGGGACAGGGUGCUUUCGCCACCGUUUAUCAGGCUACCAACCUUACAACCUCACAAAAAUUCAUCCUAAAGGUGCAGAAGCCGGCGAACCCAUGGGAGUUUUACAUCAACAGCCAGCUAAAUGCUCGAGUGCUGCGGAAAGAGCGUCACCUGUUCAACCAGCUCCACUCCGCUCACCUGUUCACCAAUGGCAGUGUGCUUGUGGGGGAACUGCACAACUGCGGGACUCUGCUGAGUGUGGUGAAUCUGUAUAAGAGCCGCAGUGAGAAGGUGAUGCCCCAGCCGCUGGUGCUGUACUUCAGCAUGUGUAUCCUGCAGAUGGUGGAGCAGCUGCAUCAAGCCAAAAUCAUCCACGCCGACAUCAAACCUGACAACUUCCUGCUUGGAGAAAGGUUUCUGGAGAACGAGGAUUUGGAUGCUGAGAGUCUGGAUCACGGCUUGGUUCUGAUAGAUUUUGGUCAAAGUAUUGAUAUGACCCUGUUCCCUGAGGGCACGGCCUUCACUGCCCGCUGCAUGACUUCUGGCUUCCAGUGCACAGAGAUGCUGAGUGGCCGGCCGUGGAACUACCAGACUGAUUACUUUGGCAUUGCCGGCACCGUGCACUGCAUGAUCUUCGGGUCAUACAUGCAAGUGAGAAAUGAGGGUGGAGUUUGGAAAACGAAUGGCAUUUUUAAAAGGAAUCCUCACAGUGAUCUAUGGCAGGAGUUUUUCCAUGUGCUGCUGAAUGUUCCGGACUGUAACUCUGCCUUAUGUUUGCGGAGUUUGCGUGAGCAUCUGUCUGUGGUGCUGCAGGAAAACUACAGCAACAAACUGCGCGGCCUUAAAAACCGACUGGUGGUGCAGAUCCUGGAGAGCCGCGGGGCUCGCAGAUAGUUUUCUACCUUCUGUUUUUCUAACUUUUUUUAACUAGUAUUUUAAAUGAGUCCUGCUGUGUUUAUUUUUCCAAACACCAAAAUCUUCAGCUUCUCAGGUGCCACUGUAUUACCUGGAUCAGGUGAAUCCGAUGGAUUGCAUUAGCGGUGGGACUAGAUCAGCCACACCUGAGUGGCGUAAGUGGAUGGAACGAGGAACCAAGGCACUCGGGAGUUAUCUGUAGAAGGAAAAAAACAACAGAACAAUCUUGAAACAAUCUUUUAUCUGCUUUACUGCUUUGAAUGUAAACUGUAAAAAAAGAAGACUGAUUGAUUUUGUUUUGUAAAGAAAAUCAAUAAAGCUAAAAAAAAAAUCACAGUUCCAUUAAA
Molecule: messenger RNA, 5831 nt
Organism: Astyanax mexicanus (Mexican tetra)
Lineage: Eukaryota; Metazoa; Chordata; Actinopteri; Characiformes; Acestrorhamphidae
Gene: bub1
Product: BUB1 mitotic checkpoint serine/threonine kinase
Exons: 28
Coding region: 502-5463 (1653 amino acids)
Biological process (GO): mitotic spindle assembly checkpoint signaling; meiotic sister chromatid cohesion, centromeric; protein phosphorylation
Molecular function (GO): protein kinase activity; ATP binding
Source: RefSeq, a predicted model, not a curated record